AUGUUAAUGCCAAAUCCUAGUAUGAAAAGUAUUAUAUUCUGGCAAUGGGCUAAUCAAAGCAUUAACGUUGCUAUAAAUUAUAGUAAUGCUAAUAAAACUAUUAUGAUGAGUCUGAAGGAAACUGCUACUGUUGGGUUAACACAAGCAGUACCUCGUCUAAAAUUCAUAUCUCCUUCAACUCGUGGAAUUAAGCCAGAUUGGUACCUUUGCAACUGCUGGAACAAUAGAAAUGGGAUCGAUGUUUAUGAUGCUGAUGGGAAUAAUUUGGGUAAAUCACAAAAAGCCGGUGCAAAUGCUGUUGGACAGGUUGCAAUCUCUCGCAUACUUACAAAUUUUCCUGUGCUAACAAUUCCACCACUCAUACUCUCGCAACUUGAAAAGAGAUUAUUAAAAAAACUAGCGUAG
Molecule: messenger RNA, 405 nt
Organism: Scutellospora calospora
Lineage: Eukaryota; Fungi; Glomeromycota; Glomeromycetes; Diversisporales; Gigasporaceae
Source: the annotation of a GenBank genome assembly